Molecule: messenger RNA, 2006 nt
Organism: Medicago truncatula (barrel medic)
Lineage: Eukaryota; Viridiplantae; Streptophyta; Magnoliopsida; Fabales; Fabaceae
Product: glucan endo-1,3-beta-glucosidase 5
Exons: 2
Coding region: 267-1751 (494 amino acids)
Biological process (GO): carbohydrate metabolic process
Molecular function (GO): hydrolase activity, hydrolyzing O-glycosyl compounds
Source: RefSeq, a predicted model, not a curated record
UAAACAAAACAACACAAAUACAAAUGUGAUGUUUUUAUUGGUUUAUGCUUUCUGGAUAAAUUGAGAAAUUAUUAUAUAUUUCUGUAUAACCAUAAAUAAAUCAAAAGGAUAUUGAACUGUCUUGAAUUGAACAUCUAUUGAAUGCAACAAAACAAAAAAAGACAACGUCUGCAUGUGCCAUAGAAUCAGAGUAAAGAGAUGAGUGAGUGUUUGUUAUGUUAAUUCCUAACCAAAGUACUAGGUAAAACAUUUUCAGUGGUAGAAGAAUGACAGAGCCCUGCUGCAACAGGUUUGGUGUGGGUAAUUUAGUAAAAAUAAUGAUGUUUGGUUUAUGCUGGGUUCCUUUGUUGACAGAAUCAGCUAUAGGAGUAAACUGGGGCACGGUUUCAUUCCGCAAAUUGAAUCCUUCGACUGUGGUUGAUCUCUUAAAAGACAACAAAAUCACAAAAGUGAAACUGUUUGAGGCAGAGGCUGAUGUUCUUAAGGCACUCAUGGGAAGUGGAAUUCAGGUGAUGGUUGGGAUUCCCAAUGAGAUGUUGUCUCUUUUGAGUUCCUCCCCUUCUGCUUCUGAUUUGUGGAUUCACCAGAACAUCUCUGCUUACACUGGGAAAGGUGGUGCUAAUAUCAGGUAUGUUGCUGUUGGAAAUGAACCGUUUCUUAAAAGUUAUAACGGUCAAUUUCAGAACCUAGUCAUGCCUGCAGUACUCAACCUACAACAAUCCUUAGUGAAGGCAAAGCUGGCUAGUUCAAUAAAACUAGUUGUUCCAUGCAAUGCAGAUGUCUAUGAAUCCUCAAUUCCUUCACAAGGGAUAUUCCGUCCUGAUCUAACCCAAAUCAUGACUCAGCUAGUUCAGUUCCUCAACACAAACGGUUCCCCAUUUAUUGUUAAUAUCUACCCUUUCCUUAGCCUCUACGACGAUACCGAUUUCCCACAAGACUACGCAUUCUUUGAGGGAACUACCCAUCCUGUCACAGAUGGUUCAAAUAUUUAUAGCAAUGCAUUUGAUGGAAACUAUGACACUUUAGUCGCAGCACUCGGUAAAAUUGGAUACGGUCAAAUUCCUAUAGUUAUUGGAGAAAUUGGUUGGCCUUCGGAUGGAGCAAUUGGUGCAAACAUCACUGCAGCUAAAGUUUUCAAUCAAGGUCUUAUCAACCAUGUUCUUGGUAACAAAGGGACACCUUUGAGACCUAAUGCUCCUCCUAUGGAUAUCUAUCUGUUCAGCCUUCUUGAUGAAGGAGCAAAGAGUAUUCUUCCAGGUAGUUUUGAAAGACAUUGGGGGAUAUUUUACUUUGAUGGAAAAGCUAAGUAUCCAUUAAACCUCGGUCUUGGAAACAAGGAAUUGAAGAACGCAAAGAAUGUUCAGUAUCUCCCGUCUAAAUGGUGUGUGGUAAGUUCUAAGUCAAGUGGUUUGAGUAUUAAUAAUGUGGCAAACUAUAUGAGAACUGCAUGCAGUGUUGCAGAUUGUACCACUCUUGAUUAUGGAGGUUCAUGCAAUGGAAUUGGGGACAAAGGAAAUAUAUCAUAUGCUUUUAACAGUUACUAUCAACUACAAAUGCAAGACUCAAGAAGCUGCAAUUUUGAUGGACUUGGUAUGGUUACUUCCAGAGACCCUUCAGUCGGCGACUGUCGUUUUAUCAUUGGACUUACAGAUAAAGCUACACGUUCAUCUGGUGGAUCUCAAAUAGGAUAUAGUUGGUGGUUUAUAGUAGCAUUUUCAAUUAUAGAAAUAACUUUUUCACUAUUAAUGUGAUACAGAGUUUACAUAAGUGAGUUUUUUCAGGGUCUUCUACUGUUAUUAGAGCUUAGAAGUUAGAAGCUUAGGAAACAUUCAAGAGCAUUAGCGCAACAUAUGGUUAAGUGAGUCAUUGUAUCAUAUAAUACAAGAGAUGGUCGGUGUGUACAUUAAUGUAUGCAAUAUUACAUAUUGAGGAAUGUUGUCCCUGCUUUGUUGGCUGCAGCUGAUAUAGUUGCUUAAUAUACCAUAUAAUUACAUUUGUCUAAAAAA